Molecule: messenger RNA, 2730 nt
Organism: Prorocentrum cordatum
Lineage: Eukaryota; Dinophyceae; Prorocentrales; Prorocentraceae
Source: the annotation of a GenBank genome assembly
AUGAGGGGCGCCGGAGGCGCGCCGGGCUGCAGCUGCGAGGGGCAGACGACCAUAGGUGAUCAAGCGCCGCCGUCGUGGUCUGCGGCGGCGGUGGUGGUGACCAGCGCCGCCGCCGCCGAGGGCGCGGGCACGGCCACCGGGGAGCCGGGGGACGGAGCGGAAACCACGACUGCGGUCGGCUGCUCUUGCGACACGCCGACGCCCUCGGCACCCCCGAUGCUGUCGCCCACUCCAUCGCCCAAUCCGUCGCCAACACCUUCGCCACCCCCGUCGCCCACACCGUUACCCACGCCAUCGCCAAUUCCGUCGCCAACGCAUUCGCCCACCAGGUCGCCCACGCCAUCGGCCACGCCAUCGCCCACGCCAUCGCCAACGCCGCCGCCCACCCCGCCGCCCACCCCGUCGCCCACCGUGUCGCCCACCACGUCGCCCACGCUCGUGGGAACGACUACCGGGAAGCCGGGGGCUGGCACUUCGCCUACGCCAUCACCCACGCCAUCGCCCCCGACCGUGUCUGGCUCCCUGACCGUGUCUGGCAUUGACUACACAUCCCUCGUUAACGACCCGGCUAUUCUUGCGGAUUUCGAGGACGCCGUGAAGCAGGGGAUCGCCCAGGAAGCUGGAAGCGGUGUCAAUGCCAACGACGUUGACUUGACGCUCUCCGAGGGCAGCGUGAUCGUAGAUUUCAUCGUGCGGGUUCUGAGCGAUGCAGGCAGAGAUGUCGUGGCCUCGACGCUGGCCAGCAGCACCCUGGCCGACACAGUGGUGAGCCUGCUCACGGAGAACGGGGUUGCCGCCGUCGCCUCUGCAGGCAACAUCACCGCUGUACUCACUGGAAUCAACGGUGCGGCCGUGGUGCAGGCGACAUCAACGCUGUCUUCACAAGCCCCAGUCGGGCCUGGUGCUGCGCCUCCGGAGGCAGCCUCGUCGGGCGGCAUCUCUGACGGCCUGAUCGCUGUCCUCGUGGUGUGUGGAGUGUUGUGCCUCUGCGGAGGUGUCGUGUCGGCCGUGGCCCUGGCUCAUCGGUCGGGCUACGCGGAGGUCAAGUGCCUCUCGGCCCUGCACCACCGCUAUCGCCACUUCUGCCGCGAGCGGAAGGUGGCCAGCAGCGCUACCCGCCAGCAGACGGUGGCCAGCAGCGUUACCCUUCAGAGGAAGCGCCCGCAGAGGCCGCAGAGCCCCAGGGCAGCCAAGUCCGCUGGACCAGGACAAGGCCCUGGCGGAGAAAUGCAGCUGACGGAGAGCUUCGACGGAGAAGCGCAGUCCGGCAGCACCAAGGGCGCCGUCUCCUUCCUCGAGGCUCGCGCGGAGCCGGCCCAGUCGGCAAACGAGGUGGACUCUGGGAGCGACGGCACUGGCGCCCUCCGCAGAGGCUCCCUCCGCGCAGGCCGCCUCCCCAGCCCCCCCCGCGCCGUCAGCGACGCCGACAGCAUCCUUCUGGAGGUCGGCUCCAGCAGCAGCCCGGCCCGCCGAGGAGGCGGCUCUCCCGACGCCAUGCGCGCGCUGCCGCUCGGCUCCCAAAGGAGCUCGCCGUGGGCAGGCAGCACCGCCAGUGAUGCCCUGCUCGAGGCCGGCUCCAGCGGCAGCCGAGGCGGGCGCCUCGGCGGCUCUCCCGGCGCUUGGCGGGCCACGCCGCACGGCUCGCAGACGCGCUCGCCCCGCGCGGGCAGCAGCGCCGGCGAUGCCAUGGUCGAGGUCGGCCUCGGCGGCGGCCUGGCCCGCCGUGGCGGCUCUGCCGGCCCUUGGCAGACCCCGCCGCUCGGCACGCAGCCGCGCUCGCCCCGUGCGGGCCUCCACGGCGGUGCCCUGGCGGUGGAGGGCGGGCCGAUGCAGCAAGGAUUGCUCGGGCGAGGACGCGGCGCAGGACAUCACGAAGGGCUAGCGCAAGGGGGCGAGGCAUCGAGCAGUGGCCUGUCGGGAGCUGCCUCCCGCGGUGCCCUCGACCUCGAGGCGCGCCUGGGCGAGGGGGUCGAGCGGGCCGAGGAUCUUGUGGAGCGCACCAGGAUGCUGCAGGAGCACUUCGAGGAGGCUCAUGCCAGCAUGGCCUCGAUCAACGAGCUGUGCGAGGAGGCGGACGCGUUCAUCCUGAGGAGCCAGAUCAAUCAGAACAGGAGCGCCAAGAGGCUCCACGACCUGACCAUGAGAGCGAGCAGUCGCAGUCUCGGGCAAGAUGCUGAUCACGUCGUGGACGAGUUCGGCGGGGCACGCACCCGCAGGCGACGCACGAGCUGGCAUCAUGCUCACCAUGCCGGGGACGAGCUCAGCGAGCUCGACGCGGAGCCCGCACGCAGGAGGCGCGGGAGCCCGUGCAGCCUCGGGCACGAUGGCGGGCGUGCCGUGGGCGAGCUGAGCGAGAUCGUCGAGGCGCCCCGACGGCGCGAGAGCAGUCCCAGUCCUAGGCCCGAUGCGCACCGCGCCGUGGACGAGACCGGCGAGCCGCCCCCCCGCCAGCGGCGCCGGGCCCCGCCCAGGCGCCUGGGCGCCGAGCCGUGCUGCGAGACCGGGGGGGGGGCCCACAGGGCCCCGCCCGAACCACUGCCAAUACGAUUGCGAGUCUCUCUUUCUCACCCGAUAAUCCACGUCGUCCAGCUCGGCGUCGAUGUUGAUGCAGCAGGGGCAGUGGAGAUGUCCUGCGAUGCUGAUCGCCACUGCGGUGAUGGAACGGAGCUGGCCAGGAUCGCGGGCCAGCUCGCGAUCCUGCGUCUGCACAGGACGGCUCCUGGGCUGUGA